AAGUGCAUCCGGCUGUUUUAAUCAUUAACCAGCCGUCAGUGAACAGCUGGCUCGUCCUCGGUUUGUUUAUUUCACGCUGGAUCUGAUCUGAGCUGCGAGCUAACCAGGCUAAACAACAACAACACGCUGUCAGGAUGUUUUAGGCUGAUGCGGAGCAGCGUCCAUGUUCAUAUAACGUGUCACAGAUGAGACUGUAAACACUGUCAAUGUUUUAUUGCAGGCUCGACAUGGGGAAAGGUUGUAAAGUUGUGGUGUGUGGCCAGGCAGCAGUGGGAAAAACUGCCAUACUGGAGCAGCUGCUGUACGGAAACCACACUGUAGGAUCCGAGUCCAAUGAGACCCAGGAGGACGUGUACGUGGCCUCGGUGGAGACAGACCGGGGUGUGAAGGAGCAGCUGAGGCUGUAUGACACCAAAGGUCUCCACGAUGGACAGGACCUGCCCAAACACUACUACUCUGUGGCGGACGGCUUCGUGCUGGUGUACAGCGUGGACAGCUUGGAGUCCUUCAAGAGGGUGGACACACUGAAGAAGGAGAUCGACAAAUCCAGAGAUAAGAAAGAGGUGACGGUCGUGGUGCUGGGCAACAAGACGGACUUGCGCGAGCGUCGUCAGGUGGACCAGGAGGCGGCGCAGCAGUGGGCGCGAGGCGAGAAGGUGAAGCUGUGGGAGGUGAGCGUCACCGAACGCAACUCCCUCAUCGAACCCUUCACUCAGCUGACCAGCCGCCUCACGCAGCCCCAGAGCAAGUCCGCCUUCCCUCUGCCGGGGCGCAAGAGCAAAGGCACCCCGUCCAACGACAUCUGACAUCAUCUGCCCUCCCUGCAUUCGCCUCGCGUGGGAAUAACCAGCAGGACAGCGUGGACGGGCCCUUCAGCUUAGCAGCAUUACUUUGGUUACACCUGUGUAAAUAUACAGUGACGCUUUUAGAGUUCAACAUUUAGGGACGUAAACUUAUUUGCUGUCUUUCUAAGAGUGAGAUGAGAGGAGUGAUAUCAACCUGGAUGUUAAGCACAGAGCUGGGGUAAGGAUGUGCUUAGCCUGGAAGACUGGAAACAGGGGGAAGCAGCUAGUCUGAUGCCUAACAACACCUCUAAAGCUCAUUAAUUAACAUUUUGUGUCUCAUUUGUUUAAUCCGAACACAAACAGAAAUGUAAAAAACAUUUUUUGGAUUUUAGAGGUAGUUGCUGGAACUACGUCUUGACAUUUUCAAGCUGUAGUUGAGGUUGUUGUUCUCCACCUUUACACCCAAGGGACUGUUUACAGCUUCCCAAAGUCUUUACAGUGAAGUACAGAGACCAAAAUAUAAGCCUGUGCUAUAGCUACACAGAUGUGCUGGACAGAAACUGAUGUUCGUCCAACAUGCAACUCUACCUGAAAUUACAGAUUCUGUUCGUGUUUAGGUCAAAUUAAGUCGAAUCAUUGAGUUUUAAUGUGACAUGAUAUUGAGCUUCUCAUCUCACCUGCAGAAAGAAAACAAAAAAGCACAUUACCCAACGUCUCCAACGAGUAAAUCUCCACAACGAACCAAACAUUAAGUGUCAAACCACAAAACCAAAUCCACGUCUGUAACAUCUCUGCUCUGUACAGUGUGUUCAACACUUAUAUGCGCCGCAGUCAAUCCUUUUUUUUCUCUUCUUCUUCAGUCCAUCUUAACAUGGGCAAGCACUUUAGCACCAAAGAUUAGACGCAACCCAAACACAGAUGUCGUUCAUACACACACAUUUGAACUGGAGUAACGUACGUUCACGGUACUUUUUUUAAAUUAAAAAUACGUGUCAUCAUUUCAAGUUAAAGGAUAAGUUCAAGACGUACAAGUCUGUCUUAUGUUGAUCCAAUACUCAUGAGUUAUUUGUUGAUAUAAUCCUAAUCUGAAAGAGGAACUCUUAAUCUGUCUAAAUCAGACUGUUGAAGCCUGUUAUUAGCUUUAAAAACUGGAUUUGUGCUAGAAAUAAACGGUCAUAGCAACCUGUAACUCACAGAGGCAUGUGAUCGUUGUACUAAGACAGACUUGAGAAAUCUGUAACUGUCCCGUACGCUCUGUAGGACAGUGUUUUCAAACAGGAAUCUUGCACCUAUAAUGUUAUUUCCUAUGUGAUGUGAAUGAAUCCUUGUCCUCCAGCAGGACUCAGCCAGUCCAGUCCAUCUCAUAUAUAUAUAUUCAAAUAUGGCCUGGCAGCAAUAAUAUUCCUGGUACUGCCUUUACUUGUGACUCCAUAAUGUCUUGUCUGGCGUUAGUUGCACUCCUGUCGUCCAGCCUGUAUAAUCCAAUAGGGCUACUUAGUUAAAAGCUGUGUGUGUGUGUGUUAGGCCUUUCUAACAGUAGAAAUGUCCAGUGUUGAGAGGAAAUAUUUAUUUUUUAACUAAUUUAUUUUUGUCACUUUAAUGAGCCACAUUCCUUGACUUUUAGACAGCGGUGAAACAAUGUGAAGGAUGAUCCUGCGCCGUGUUUUCUGUGUCCUUUAAUGUUUCAAAGUAAUAACAUUUAAUGUGCUGCUAGUAAAACAGAGGUGGUGAGACUCUGUAAUCAUGCUCUCUCCCUAAAUUAUUCUCUGCUCUGUAACUCUGUCUUAAGAUGCACUGAAUAAAAUGUAGCCUCUUCAUA
This is a messenger RNA of Larimichthys crocea (large yellow croaker), 2604 nucleotides long. RefSeq names its product NFKB inhibitor interacting Ras-like 1 (gene nkiras1). Gene Ontology annotation, biological process: Ral protein signal transduction; negative regulation of canonical NF-kappaB signal transduction. Bases 207 to 806 code for a protein of 199 amino acids. The transcript has 3 exons. Gene Ontology annotation, molecular function: GTPase activity; GTP binding; GTPase activating protein binding. The record is from RefSeq and is a predicted model, not a curated record. NCBI's taxonomy places the organism in Eukaryota, Metazoa, Chordata, Actinopteri, Sciaenidae.